AUGCUACCAACAUAUCUCAGCUCCGCCUCUGGGCUGAUCAAGACGCUCAAGGCUGCCUCUGAUCCGCCGCAAGCAGGUCUCCCUCUGAAGAUUGACAUCGCUCUUGAGGCAUGGCAGCGAGACUCGUUUCACGUUCCGCGCAAGGCUGAUGUCCUUAGAGAUUGGGUGAUCGAGACAUGGACCAGGAAUCACAAAGGGUGA
Kwoniella botswanensis is the source of this 201-nucleotide messenger RNA. RefSeq lists its product as uncharacterized. NCBI's taxonomy places the organism in Eukaryota, Fungi, Basidiomycota, Tremellomycetes, Tremellales, Cryptococcaceae. The record is from RefSeq and is a predicted model, not a curated record. The transcript has a single exon. The coding region runs from base 1 to 201 and encodes 66 amino acids.